AUGGGUAAGAGAAAGUCGUCGCGCAAAGUAGUUAAAAAGGAGAGACCCAAGCUGGACACGACAUUCGACUGCCUGUUCUGCAACCACGAAAAGUCUAUCCACGCGGCGAUCAACCAUUUGAGUGCUGCGAUUGACGUGUACAGCGAGUGGAUCGAUGCGUGCGAGGAGGCUAAGCUGAGAGAGCUUGGCGAGACUGCGGAUGGCGAGUAUCGGGAUGAGCAGCCGCGUCAACAAGUGAAUAGACAGCAACAGUCUGGGUAUGCCGAUGACGAUGAUGCUGAAGACUAUUACGGACGCAGCGGGGCUGGUGUGUACGAGCGGGACGAGCACGGUGUUCCAGGCCAGCUGAGCGACGAGUCCGACUUGGAGGACUUUUAG
Messenger RNA from Kickxella alabastrina, 378 nucleotides. RefSeq lists its product as uncharacterized. Gene Ontology annotation, molecular function: RNA polymerase II complex binding. The transcript is spliced from 2 exons. Gene Ontology annotation, cellular component: transcription elongation factor complex. The coding region runs from base 1 to 378 and encodes 125 amino acids. The record is from RefSeq and is a predicted model, not a curated record. Gene Ontology annotation, biological process: transcription elongation by RNA polymerase II. NCBI's taxonomy places the organism in Eukaryota, Fungi, Kickxellomycota, Kickxellomycetes, Kickxellales, Kickxellaceae.